Molecule: messenger RNA, 3330 nt
Organism: Athalia rosae (coleseed sawfly)
Lineage: Eukaryota; Metazoa; Arthropoda; Insecta; Hymenoptera; Athaliidae
Product: sodium/potassium-transporting ATPase subunit alpha-B-like
Exons: 1
Coding region: 154-3231 (1025 amino acids)
Biological process (GO): intracellular potassium ion homeostasis; intracellular sodium ion homeostasis; potassium ion import across plasma membrane
Cellular component (GO): membrane
Molecular function (GO): ATP binding; P-type sodium:potassium-exchanging transporter activity; ATP hydrolysis activity
Source: RefSeq, a predicted model, not a curated record
AUAUUAUUACCUAGAAUACAAAUUCUAUUCUGCACAAUUCAAAGUAAUUGUGAAAUCGAAGAUUGCCAUGAAACAAUGGAAGUGUUACCGCUGUCGACAUGUGAUUGCUAACCAAUUUUACUGAGAUAAGGAUACAAAGUAAAUAUUUCCAAAAUGUAUCGACGAGCGACUGCACUCUCGGUAACAAAUGUACCGAGUACAAGUACAAAGUCUACGAUGCACAUACAUAAAAAAAAACUAACGGAAGAUGAAAUAGAGGAUCUACAUCACGAACCGGAAACAGUCGACCAUAUGAUAGACCUGCAAAGACUCUGCGAGAAGUAUGAUACAAAUAUAAAAACUGGUUUGACUAAUGAAAAAGCCGAAGAAGUGUUGGAAGAAUAUGGUCCAAAUGCAAUAUCGCCACCCAGAGAAACGCCCGAGUAUCUAAAAUUUAUAAAAUGCAUGUGCGGUGGCUUUGCUGGACUAUUGUGGACGUGUGCCAUGCUGUGUUUUUUGUUAUAUGCGAUCGAUACUGAGGACGAAGGCACCCAAUGGUUUGGAAUAAUCAUAGUUUCGAUAUGUAUAAUCUCAGGGUUAUUCGCAUAUUAUCAAGAGAGUAAAAAUUCAAAGGUGAUGGACUCCUUUGCCAAAAUGGUACCCACUUACGCUCUGGUUAUCAGAGAAGGCAUGAGACUGCAAAUACCAACAGAAGAAGUCGUAGUGGGUGACUUGGUGGAAAUCAGACUCGGCGACAAAGUUCCUGCCGAUAUCAGAAUUAUAAGCUGCUCAAGUUUCAGGGUUGAAAAUUCUAGCAUCACGGGCGAGAGCGAACCUGUCUCUAGGUCAGAUAAACCUACAGACCGCAAUGCAUUGGAAUCACAUAACGUAGCAUUCUUUUCAUCAUAUGCCGUCGCCGGUGAAGCAAAAGGUAUCGUUAUUGCUACCGGAGAUGACACAAUGAUCGGGCGGCUGGCAAGUCUAACGACAAACCUGAAGAAAGUUGAAACACCAAUAGCAAAAGAAAUUAGACACUUUGUUCACAUCAUCACCUUUGUUGCGAUAAUAUUUGGCUUUUUAUUUUUUAUAUUGGCCCUACUAUUGGGGUAUAAUAUUAUCAAGUCUUUCACCUAUCUAUUAGGUAUCGUGAUCGCAAAUGUCCCAGAAGUAUUACUGGUUACUGUAACGACGAGUCUAACUUUGACCGCAAAAAAAAUGGCCAGUAAAAAUUGUUUGGUAAAGAACCUAGAAGCUGUGGAAACUCUUGGAUCAACAUCGACAAUUUGUUCUGACAAGACGGGAACACUUACGCUAAAUAAGAUGACAGUAUCCCAUCUUUGGUUCGCCAAUGAGACCCAUCAGAUAGUAACUAAUCCAAAUUUGGGCGCCGAAAGAGAUUUACUAAUGGAAAAAGCGGCGUUCAAUAUAUUAGUUAAAUGUACAACGCUCUGUUUAAGAGCAGAAUUCAAUAUGAGUUCUGUGUCGGAUAGCAUCGUCUCACCUAUCGAUGACUGGAACGUUAUAGGAGAUGCUUCGGAGACUGGUAUACUAAAAUUUUGCGAGCACAUUCAUUCUACAAAAAAGUUUCGAAAUCAGUAUCCCAAAGUAGCUGAGAUACCGUUCAACUCUUCCACUAAGUACCAGAUGUCGAUACACAGGGAAGAUAAAGGUGGAUACGUAAUGAUUUUGAAAGGGGCCCCGGAGGUAAUAAUAGAAUCGUGCAGUACGAUACUAGAGAUGAGUGGAAAUUCUGGCGAGCUGACAGGUGCGGUGAAAUCAACGAUAAGAAAAGCGUGUAGCGAUUUGGGUUACCUAGGGGAGAGAGUUUUAGCAUAUUGCGAUUUACAAUUGCCGGAGAGUAAUUACGGACCUGACUACGAAUUCAUCACAAGUGAUCCAAAGCUGCAGAAUUAUCCAUCUGGUGGUUACAGAUUUCUGGGACUAGUGAGCUUGAUCGAUCCACCUAGACCGACAGUUCCAGACGCAGUGAGAAAAUGCAGAAGCGCAGGCAUCAAGGUAAUAAUGGUAACGGGUGAUCACCCCGUUACCGCAAUGGCUAUAGCUAAAAAAGUUGGAAUUAUAGGAGAAGGUCACGAAACGAAAUACGAAGCUGCUGUGCUUCGUAAUAUUUCGAUAUCUCAGUUCGAAGGCUCAGAGAGUGUGGCGAUUGUCGUCACCGGAAAUGAAUUGAGAAACAUGGAAAUGCACCAGUUGGAUGUACUCAUAAGAGAUUACGAGGAAAUAGUGUUCGCUCGGACUUCACCGCAGCAGAAGUUGCAGAUUGUUGAGAGUUGCCAGCGCCUCGGAGAGAUAGUUGCUGUCACUGGAGACGGAGUAAACGAUUCACCUGCCCUGAGAAAAGCAGAUAUUGGUGUGGCUAUGGGCAUUGCUGGAUCAGACGUUGCAAAAAAUGCAGCCGAUAUGAUAUUAAUGGACGAUAACUUUGCCUCGAUUGUAACAGGAAUUGAAGAAGGCAGACUGAUAUUCGACAACUUAAAGAAAUCCAUAGCCUAUACCCUGACUUCCAGUGUCCCCGAAAUGUUGCCCCUUUUAAGCACGAUAGCAUUUGGUAUACCGCUUCCUUUCAUCAUAGAAAUGGUUCUCUGCGUCGACAUAGGUACGGAUUUACUACCGGCAAUUGCACUGGCAUACGAAAGUCCUGAAUCUGAUAUAAUGCGACGAGCACCAAGAAACCCUCAGUAUGAUAAGCUCGUGAACAAGCGUUUAAUAUCCAUGACUUACGGACAGAUUGGAAUGAUACAAUCGCUCGCAGGGUUCUAUACCUAUUUCACUGUACUGGGAUUCUAUGGAUUUUAUCCGCAGGAUUUGAUAGGCAUUAGAGAGCGAUGGGAAUCAAAGGCGGUGAAUGAUUUGUCAGAUUCUUUUGGACAACAAUGGAAUUACGAGGACAGAAUGGCUCUGCUGCGCACGGCAAGGACAGGCUACUUUGUUUCUAUCGUAACGACUCAGAUGGUGGAUUUAAUAAUCUGCAAGACUAGGCGGAAUUCGAUCUUUCAACAGGGCAUGGGAAAUUGGUUUUUGAAUUUUUCGUUCCUGUUCGAAAUAGCGCUUACUGCAAUACUACUCUAUAUCCCUGGCACGGAAAUAAUAUUCCAAACAGUUGCUCUGGAACCAUUUUGGUACUGGCCUUCCCUACCGUUUGCCUUAUUUCUCUGGGUAUACGACGAACUGCGGAGAUUCUGCAUUCGCAAAUGGCCAGGAGGAUUUGUCGAAAAAGAAACCUAUUACUAAUUAGCUAACAACGGACUAAUUUUUCUACAAUCGUUCAAAAAUGUGAAUACAAGAGUGCCAAAUAUUAUCAAUAAAACUUAAAACAUUACGAGAGUAAAA